This is a messenger RNA of Penaeus monodon (black tiger shrimp), 1410 nucleotides long. Its product is annotated as sodium-dependent serotonin transporter-like. Bases 6 to 1256 code for a protein of 416 amino acids. The transcript has 12 exons. The record is from RefSeq and is a predicted model, not a curated record. Gene Ontology annotation, cellular component: membrane. NCBI's taxonomy places the organism in Eukaryota, Metazoa, Arthropoda, Malacostraca, Decapoda, Penaeidae. Gene Ontology annotation, molecular function: L-amino acid transmembrane transporter activity. Gene Ontology annotation, biological process: sodium ion transmembrane transport.
UGGAUAUGGUCAACUAUAACGAGUCUGAUUACUAUCCGACUAUUCCAGCAAUGGAAUUCUACCAAAACGUCAUUCUGAAAGUGCCUGAUGGAGGCUUCUCGUGGUUACAGAGCCUGGUCGUCCUCCUGGUGUGGAUUAUCAUCUUCUUCGCUCUCUUCAGCGGGGUCAAGGUCCUCGGGAAGGUGAUGUGGGUUACCGCAGGGACUUCACUUGUGUUACUAUUUGUGAUGUUCAUCCGUGGCGUCACUCUGCCGUGGGCGUGGGAGGGUCUUCAAUGCCUGAUCUUCUUUGAUGGCUACAGUCUGCUAGACCAUGAUACGUGGAGCUCCGCAUCCGCCCAUAUCCUAUACACAUACUCGUUUGGCUUCGGGAUAUACACGACGCUGGGAUCCUCUAGCAAGUUCCGCCACAGUGUUGUAAGAGAUGCCUUGGCGGUGACUGCGGCUUCCGUUCUCAUUGACUUAUUCUCGGCAAUAACAGUCUGGUCCAUUUUUGGAUUUCUGAUGCAUCAAACGGGGAUGCCACCGUACGAGGCAGCAAGUUCAGGCGGCGGUUACCUGUCCUACGGAACUCUACCCCAAGCGUUCUCUAUGAUGUCUCAGCCUGUGCUCUGGUCGUCCUUGUUCUCUCUGGCCAUGUCUCUCCUCGCUAUAUCCAUGGUUAUCGUGUACGUCCAUGUGUUUGUGGAACUCCUCUCGACUGGCCUCCGUCGGUGGUGCCAAAGGAGGUGGCUGUUAGUUCUUGCAGUGUGCAUCCUUGGCUUCCUCUUCUCCCUUGUGUAUUGCUCUUCGGUCGGAGAAAGUUUGUUGAGGUUUGUUGACGGUUUCGCUGCCAUUAUCACGCCUCUCGUAGUCUGCGGCCUUGAGGUCAUCAUCUUUGUUUACAUUUAUGGUGCGGGCCGUCUAGCGAGGGAUGUGGAGAUGCUGAGCAACAGUUUUAUGUCCUAUUACUGUUACUUCACCUGGAUUGCGAUUUUGCCUCUGAUCCUGCUGCUGAUUUUGGGAAACCAGCUGCUCAUUUUGAUUAGAGUAAGCCAAUUCUUCGACUUCCAAGCAGGAGUGUAUUUGCUUGCCAUCUCGUCGACGCUGGCCAUCCCUGUCUACAGUCUCUUCUACGUCUUCCGUAACGAUUGUUGCAAGAAAUUUCAGUGGAAGGCGACGCAGUGGGGACCAAAAGCGCCAAGCGACAGGGCAGCUUGGGAGCGCUUCUGCAAUGAGCAUCCUUUGCGCCGCAGCCUCGUCCAUCGAAGGUUCUAGAAGAUGACCCUCACCCGUUGAAAAUUCGAGAAGCUGAUCCUUGUCCGUAAAACCUUCUGGAAGACAGGGCUCGUGUCCCGAAAUUUCUAAAGGGUGAGCCCACUCAUGUCAAAAAUGAAAAUUAUAAAUAAAUAUUAAUAAAUGACACCGUGUA